Molecule: messenger RNA, 820 nt
Organism: Styela clava
Lineage: Eukaryota; Metazoa; Chordata; Ascidiacea; Stolidobranchia; Styelidae
Source: RefSeq, a predicted model, not a curated record
AAAAAUUUCUACAGGACCAAAGAGAUUGGUUUUUUUGUGCGCUAUGACGUCAUUAAAAAUUAAAAUCUCCUCUCCUCCACCUUCGCUUUACCGAUCGUGAAGUCCUACAAAGUCGUGAACAUUAGCGUAAAGUAUGAGUAAAUUGGCUGGAAAUGCAGAAGUGGACUUGGAAAAAUUCAAUAUAAUCUCAAUAUGUGACCAUGAAUAUGAAACAGAUAUCGAGGACGUAGCUUGGAAAAUAUUCAGUGGAGUAAAAGACGCAUCAAGGUCUGAAAGACGGAAUUAUCGUGAUAGAAUGAAAUUUAUUACAACAUCUUCAGAAUUUCAGUCCCAAGAAGACGCAGUCAGUGAGCUUAAAUCUCUUAUUUCAAACAAUUCUUCUCUGGAAGGUCAUAUUUCGACAAUGAUUCUUGCCUACAAAGAUGGAACUCAAAUUGUUGAAGAAACCUUCACGUUUCAACCAUUAUCAGACCUUCUACGUGAAUCAAUAAUGAUCGUGGCGAUUGAUGGAACUUCAAACUUAUCGGAUGAUUUGGCCAAGAUAUCUGUAAAUCUUCGGGCGCAGUCAGACAUAACAAGAAUGCAGGAAGAGUACAAAGUAAUUGGAGACAGAGGAAAACAAGCUCUCGAAGUCAGCUUCGGUGUAAAAGAAGAAAAACCAUGGACACAUAACGUGCUAUCUUCAAUAUCAAGUUCAAGCACCACUUCGUUAAACGUGAUUUCCUUUAUGCUUAAAACUGGAGCUUUAGCCUUUAUAUUAUCUCUUCUAGGCAUUAAACUGCCUAUUUAAUUGAAUACGCUUUGCGGUAACAAAAUACCU